Cyclocybe aegerita is the source of this 1809-nucleotide messenger RNA. Lineage: Eukaryota; Fungi; Basidiomycota; Agaricomycetes; Agaricales; Hemipholiotaceae. The record is from the annotation of a GenBank genome assembly.
AUGGCUAGAAAACCUAAUGGCGCCACUCCCAACAACGGCCAGGCUAAACGGCCUGGUGCUCAAGCAACUCGUUUCAAACUCGGUCAGGAACACAUCAAGCACAUCAACUCGUACAUGCCACAGUUCAAACAGCAAGUUUAUGCCCUUGAUCCCCAGUUGAAAGGCAAUUUCUUUGCCGAUAUUCAAGGCUGCAUCCCCACGGAAUCAGCCGCACAGAGUGACCUGACCUCCCUCACCACUGAUAGCUUGGAUGACUGUGACGAUGGUGGGGCCAAACCGAAGGCCGAAACCUACACCGCCUGGGUCCAGGCAAUCAUGCGACGCUUUACAAACUACUUCACUCAUCAUAUUGUCAACAAGGAAGGAAGGCAUUCCGGCAGCGGCAAUGGGGCAUCGCCAGAGGUGGAACAAAAACUGGACACAAUGAUUCAAAGUGCCACCGCCAUCUUCAUGGGCGAUUUCUCUCCACGUGAACUAUUUGCCAGAGAGAAUGAGGAUGCCAUCAAAUCAAAGAUGCAAGAGCUUUCGGUAGAGUUCCCGGCGCUCAUGGGUGGUGGUCUGAGGAACAAAGCGGUGGCUGCCCUUUGGGCUACGGCAGAUCAGGACCUUUGGAAAGCGAAGGCUAAGGAGCUUCUCGCUGAUGUCAACAUGAAUCGUGAACAUUUCCCUCUACUUAUGGCAAGGUUCCUCAAGACGCUCUGCUCUCGUGGCUGUGUUGGGACUGUCUAUACCAGUUUUUCCUAUGCAGUCAGGAGCACCGACGAUGGGAUUAAGGCCCUCACAGUCUAUGCCGGUUUUGACAGCACCAAGAAAGCGCUUUUGGCACUGAAGCCAAACAACCACGAGGCACAGGCUGAUGCGUGGGUCAGCAGCGCCGAUUCAGUUCUCCCUCGAAAGUUCCAUGCACCCACCCUUGAACCACUUCCCUUGAACAAUGAUGGUCUUCCCCUCUUGCCUUGUGUGGACUCGAAGUCUGCCACUCCGUCUCAGUUGAUCAAACUCCUGACUGCAUAUCUCAACGCCGUGUGGGCAUUUUCAUGGUCUGCCAAGCUGGGUACGGUGCCACCCAUACCUUGGAAAAAGGUGGCAUUAAAACCUCAAGACUAUUAUGACACUACGAAGUACCCAUUCCCAGUGUCCCUCAAAGAUCCGAAGAGCUACGAGACCAUGCCUGGCAACGUCUACAUCCUCUUCGGUUUCCUCUCAGCACUCUCACCCCCAUUCAUGUUUCAAUUGCAUCAGGAACCAUCCAACAUCUCCGUGCAGACUCAGUCUUCCACCUUAUCUCCAACACCUCCCAAAGUCGCGCCCUCUACGUCAUCAGACCCACAAAUCCCACUUCAAGUCGCGAGUAGCCCUGAGACCAGCAUAACCCUCAGUGAACACGCAGAAGCUAUGACUGUGACAAUCGGACCUGGAGAUCCUUUCCAUGCUAUCCAGAAUCUCAUUGCGGAGGUGCCUGAGGUGGGCAGUGCUGCCCUGACACCUGGGUUAUCAGUUGCACCUCAAGCUACUCUACCAGCACCUUCGGUCGCUCCCAAGUCCACGUGUCCAGGUCGGCCACCAAAAGACAAGAAAAACAAGGAUCCCAGUCCUUCUGACAGGUCGUCUGGGAGACGCUCACUUUAUGCAAGAGAGAAGCCCACAGAAGCUGUAAACAGCGCAAAGGUUGAUUCUAGUUCAAAGAGGGCGUUGGAUAGUGCUCGGUGUGAGACAGGUGGGCGAAAGAAGCGCAAGAAACACAUCGGCUGGGCCUACAUUGAUGAACAGGGCAAUGAGGUCGAUGAGGAGAUCGCUCUCGCUGCAUAG